AUGGAUCCUCCCCAAGUACAACUCCCAGGCUCAGACAGGACUGACGCUCAGAGACAAGCUCAGAAUGAGUCCAAUUCGACUCAAAACACUAGCAAUUCUGUCGAGAUUGACAUGGGAGGCACCCAGGAAACCGCGACCCAGAAUGUGACAGCUACGGAAGAUGCUACUUUGCCCGAUGCGCAACCAGAAGCUGAAGCAGCACCAGAACCUCCUACUCCCGCGAAAAAGCUAGUUGCUCCGUCAUUUCUGAAGUAA
This is a messenger RNA of Penicillium angulare, 255 nucleotides long. RefSeq lists its product as uncharacterized. The transcript has a single exon. The coding region runs from base 1 to 255 and encodes 84 amino acids. Lineage: Eukaryota; Fungi; Ascomycota; Eurotiomycetes; Eurotiales; Aspergillaceae. The record is from RefSeq and is a predicted model, not a curated record.